CGAUGUGUUGAAUAAAGGCGGUUACGAGGCUGCGAUCAAUCUUUGGAAGAAAGUGCUUUUCGUCUGGGACUAUCUACACGGCGUAACGGAUGUCCUCGCGGAGAUCGUGGAUGUCGUCUCGACCAUUCUCUUCCGUGUUAACCAAUACUGGUCGGACAAGUACAACAACGGCCUUUCGCUGUACCUCUCUGAGCGGUGGGAGGAAUUCUUCAUACUCCACUUUAGUCGUAUGCUGCGCUGGACCAAGUGGUACAUGCGUCAUAUCCUCAUUGAGCCAAAGCAGCGUAAAUGGAUCGACCACCUCCUUUCAGGGACAACGAGCCUGCAGGAGACUCUAGACUUGAUAUGCGCUAUCAUCACCGCCCAAACCAUUCUCCGUCGUCUGGACGCAAUCGAGCCUAUCCCCGACAGCACGUUUUCGAGUGGUGACGUGCGGCUCGCCAUGUUAUCCAUGUAGCCGAUGUAUAUUCCGCGAGGAACCUUGAAUUGUCCGGCAGAACAUCUGCAGUAUUACAUUAGCCGAGAUAUAUAGCCUUCAUCAACAUCAUCUUAUGC
Microdochium trichocladiopsis is the source of this 555-nucleotide messenger RNA. RefSeq lists its product as uncharacterized. The record is from RefSeq and is a predicted model, not a curated record. The transcript has 2 exons. NCBI's taxonomy places the organism in Eukaryota, Fungi, Ascomycota, Sordariomycetes, Xylariales, Microdochiaceae. Bases 90 to 338 code for a protein of 82 amino acids.